Staurois parvus is the source of this 385-nucleotide messenger RNA. The record is from the annotation of a GenBank genome assembly. Lineage: Eukaryota; Metazoa; Chordata; Amphibia; Anura; Ranidae.
CACUGACUGGCACUGAUAGGCGGCACUGACUGGCACUGAUAGGUGGCAGUGAUUUGCAGCAAUGAUAGGUGGCACUGAUUGGCAUUGAUAGGUGGCACUGACUGGCACUGAUGGGUGACAUUGAAAGGCAGCUCAGAUGGGCACUGAUAUGUGGCAUUGAUGUGCACUGGUAUGCACUGAUAUGUGGCAUUGAUGUGGCACUGAUGGGCACUGGCACGUGGCACUGAUGAGCACUGACAGGUGGCACUUCUGGGGCCACACUGAUCAUCAGGGCACACUAAUCAUCAGUGCCCUGAUGAUCACUGUCAGCGUGACAGCUCGAGAGGAGAGAAAUGCCGAUAACCGAGCCGACAUCUUCAGCUCUUUCCGUGAUCCGCUGUGUCCA